Messenger RNA from Adineta steineri, 939 nucleotides. Lineage: Eukaryota; Metazoa; Rotifera; Eurotatoria; Adinetida; Adinetidae. The record is from the annotation of a GenBank genome assembly.
AUGAAUGCUUUUUUAUUAUGGGCACGAGGUGAAAGAAAACGAGUGUCAAGUGAUGGUUAUGGCGUUAGUCAAACAUCACUGAGUAAAUUUCUAGGUGAAACAUGGCGGCAUAUGUCCGUCGAUGAAAAGCAGCCAUUCUUAGAUAUGGCUGAAGCAUUGAAAAGACAAUACUAUAAUGAUCAUCCGGACUAUAGACUCAAAUUAAAACAACGCUCGACGACCGCCAAUAAAACAAUAGCAAGAAAGCAUCAUUCACCUACAGCACAACGACAAUUGUCAACUAUGAACUCAUCAUCAUAUUAUUCAUCUUUUUCUCCACUUUUUUCAAACGAACAACAACAACAACAACAAUCAUCAUCAUCAUCAUCUAUGUCUACUGUUACUCCUCAUUCAAUACAACCAACAGUUUUACAUAUGUGUCAAGCUAUGAUUCCAACAUCAUCAUCAUCUGAUACUAAUAAUGAAUGGUUUUUAAAACUUAUAAGUCAACCUCAAUCUGUUAUCGUUGCACCUCAUCCGCGAACACAAACAUCAGCUAAUGCAUCGCGUCGAGCUGUACGUAUACAAAUUAUAAAUAAACAUGAUGAUAUUACUUUACCUCCACCAACAUUAUUAUCUAUGACACCUUCACCAUUAUCAUCAUCAUCAGUUACUAUGGAUGAAACAACAUCGACAUUAGUUGAUUAUCUUACAAAUAAUUGUCCUAUGUUCAAUAUUCCUAACAAUCAACACGAACAAAUAUCUACUAUGGAUACUAUGACUGGAUAUGAAACAUUACAAGACUCAGCCAAUAUUCAUUUAAUGGAUCUUAAUCAUCAUGAUGAUGUUAAUGGUUGGAUUGAUACACCAUUAUCAAACUUUGGUACUAAUGUUGCAGAUAUAAAUUCAACCACAUCAUUAUCAUCAUCAUACUUAUGUUAUGAUUUUUUAUGCCUUUAA